This is a messenger RNA of Dendrobium catenatum, 1029 nucleotides long. RefSeq lists its product as uncharacterized. The transcript has 4 exons. The coding region runs from base 1 to 1029 and encodes 342 amino acids. Lineage: Eukaryota; Viridiplantae; Streptophyta; Magnoliopsida; Asparagales; Orchidaceae. The record is from RefSeq and is a predicted model, not a curated record.
AUGGAAGAAAUUUUUACAGGAGGUCCUUGGUAUGUUAAAGGACAUGUGGUGGGUUUGGACAAAUGGUCUCCUAUGUUUUCUCCAACUUCAUUGAAGGGGAUUUCAGCUCCCUUAUGGAUUAGACUACCAAACAUACCUUUGCAAUGUUGGGAUGAUAUCAACAUUUGCAGGACUGCAUCGAAGGUGGGAAAGCCAUACUUGCUUGAUGGGAACAUGUUUCAAUGUGGUAGAAGAGAAUACGCUAGAGUUUGUGUUCGUGUUCCCCUGAAUGAGAAAUUACCCCUGGGGGUAUGGGUGGAAGGAUUAUCUGGUAAAUUUUUUCAGAAAAUCAUAUAUGAAGGCAUUUCAAAGUUAUGUUAUGAAUGUGACUUCAUUGGUCACACCAUAGCAGAAUGUAUGAUCUUUAAAGAAAAGAAGGUAACUUCCAGUGUUGAUCCUGAUUUGGUCAGGAAUGUUCAAGAUCAAUUAAACUCAAGAGAAGAUGGAAGCUCAAGUCAGAAAAUUGAUGAAAAUAGCUAUGGUCCGUGGAUUCAAGUAAAUUAUGAACUCUAUAGUAUUGGAAGAAGUUCAAGCUUUACCAAAUCAAGUGUUGAUCGGGUACAACAGGAAGAAGCAUUGGAUAUAACAAAAAUUGCUGAAAUUGAAAGUGAAAAGGCUCAGGUAUUUAGUUCAAAAAUGAUUGUCCCUAUUAUGAAUAAAUUUGGUAUUCUAUCUGAAAUGGAAGACAAAAUAGCUGAAACAAGCAAUCAAGAGCUGAAGAUGGGAGCUAAAGGCCUUAGUAAGGAUGCUUACCUGGAUACUAAAACUGUGGAGAAAUCUUCUUCAGGAAAGAAAGUAAAGCUGCUCAAAGAAUUGAAGUCUCUGGGGUCAGCCAUGGUGAAGCAUUUGCCCUGUAUAGCUUCGGACCACUGUCCAAUUGUUCUGGAGGUGUUCAAACCGGUGGAGUCUCACUACAAAGGUAUACGGUUUGAAGAUGUGUGGGCAAUCUAUCAUGGGGCUUUUGCUUAUUGUAGAAAGUACAUGGAAUAA